This is a messenger RNA of Encephalitozoon cuniculi GB-M1, 1299 nucleotides long. RefSeq lists its product as uncharacterized. The transcript has a single exon. The record is from RefSeq and is marked provisional. The coding region runs from base 1 to 1299 and encodes 432 amino acids. Lineage: Eukaryota; Fungi; Microsporidia; Unikaryonidae. Gene Ontology annotation, cellular component: nucleus. Gene Ontology annotation, biological process: tRNA N2-guanine methylation. Gene Ontology annotation, molecular function: RNA binding.
AUGGAAAGCAAGGACGGAGCCAGAGAGACAAUCUCAGAGGAAUCAACCGUAAUCACGAAAAACGAAUGGACAUUCUUCAACCCCGCACAGAAGUUCAACCGCGACAUAUCCAUAGAGGUCGUCAAGGAGUGCUUCAAGGACAGGGCCUCCAUCAGAGUUCUGGAUGCAAUGUCCGCCACAGGACUGCGGGGCAUAAGAUACCUUAAGGAAAUAGGCAACUCGAUAGUCUAUUUGAACGACAUCUCCCAGUCCUCUGUGGACACAAUCAGAUCAAACGUCCUGCUGAAUGGAAUCGAGGAUGCAGAGUACUUCGGGUCUGAUUUGCAGGGCAUCAAGGAAAGUGGCAAUGCAAGGGCCAAUGUCGUCAAGUCAGACUGCAAUGUUCUGAUGACUUCCUUGCCCUGCUUCUUUGACGUUAUUGACAUAGAUCCUUUUGGAAGCUGCUCAGAGUACAUCGACAGCGCACUGCGAGCAAUCAGGCACAAGGGAAUUCUGUGUCUUACUGCAACAGACAAGGGGGUUCUGUGCUCGAACGAGAGGAAGUGCCUUAUCAAGUAUUCCACAAGCAUCAUGAAGGGAAUGGGAAUGAACGAGGUUCCGCUAAGAACAAUUGUGUCGCUUGUAUCGAGGCAGGCAUCCAAGUUUGACUGCAGUGUGGAGCCUGUGAUGUCACUGAGCAUUGACUUCUAUGUCCGGAUAUUUCUGCGGAUAGUGAGAAGAAACCCAAGAUCUGUGGUUGAGAGGAACAGUCAUGUGCUAAUGUGUGUCUGCCACAACCUUGCCGAGAUAAGAAGCGGGCAAAGAGAAAUCGACAGCAGAUGCAGCAAUUGCAGUAGGAGGAUGAGGCUGUGCGGGCCAUUCUGGAACGGUCCCCUGCAUGAUGUAAAGGUGAUUCAGGGGGUUCUGGGUGGUAUGAAUGGUGGCAACAAGAGACUGCUUGGCAUACUGAGGUACCUAGAACAGGAGAUACCAACGAUGUUCUACUACGAGAUUCCACGGCUGUGUUCGCUCCUGGGCAUCAGCACCAUCAAACAAUCGAGGCUGAUGCAUGCACUGGCAAACAUGGGAUACCAGGUGUCCUACACACACUCUGAGCUGAAUGCCAUCAAGACGAACGCACCCAUCGCAUCCAUAAACAAAGUGUUGAUCCUGAGUGGUGCAGGCGACCAGGAAAGGAUGGAGGAGCUUGGAGUAGAGUUUAAUGGAAACGAAGGUGUGAAGGCUCUCGAGUCCAUAGAGUUUUUCAAGGGACUACUGAAGUCUGGGAUGGGUCCUCUUCCUCUUCCCAGAAAGCAUUAA